This is a messenger RNA of Capronia coronata CBS 617.96, 519 nucleotides long. RefSeq lists its product as uncharacterized. The record is from RefSeq and is a predicted model, not a curated record. Lineage: Eukaryota; Fungi; Ascomycota; Eurotiomycetes; Chaetothyriales; Herpotrichiellaceae. Bases 1 to 519 code for a protein of 172 amino acids. The transcript has 2 exons.
AUGGACGCCGUUUUUGCCAAGAUCGCAAAGGACACUACGAAAUUCGCUCUCGGCGAUGAAGAGAUAUGGCGGGAACUAUACGAGCCCUUCCUUCCAGAUCCACCCUCAAACGUCAGCGUCAUUAGAGAUGAGCGGUACGGCCCAGCUGAGAGGAAUCGCUUAGACAUAUUCGUCCCGCAUGGUGAUGAGGCCAAUAGACCCGUCAUGUUGUAUGUCCAUGGGGGCGGUUUCUUCUCUGGUGAUAAACUUUGGACGGAAAAGGUGUACUCCAAUAUUGGCUGGUUCUUUGCUCAACAUGGCAUUAUCACGGCUGUGACGAACCACCAACUGGUCCCUCAUGUACAGUACCCUGGAGGUGCAGACGAUAUGCAAUUGGUUCGUGAAUGGAUCUUCAACAACGUCUCAUCCGAAAAGUACGGCCGAGGAUCUGUUGACAAGGUGAUUCUGUUCGGCCACUCCUCCGGUGGUGCACAUGUUGCCAUGAACCUGUACGCAGCCGGUAAGAGGUCCGUGUCCUAA